Messenger RNA from Synchytrium microbalum, 849 nucleotides. RefSeq lists its product as uncharacterized. Bases 1 to 849 code for a protein of 282 amino acids. Gene Ontology annotation, biological process: protein deubiquitination. The transcript is spliced from 4 exons. Gene Ontology annotation, molecular function: cysteine-type deubiquitinase activity; K63-linked deubiquitinase activity. The record is from RefSeq and is a predicted model, not a curated record. NCBI's taxonomy places the organism in Eukaryota, Fungi, Chytridiomycota, Chytridiomycetes, Synchytriales, Synchytriaceae.
AUGCAGUCAAAUCCAAUUGCAAUCCAAAACUAUACCUCCCAGCUUGAAACGCCCAGCAAACCAUCAACCGCAAACAGUUUUCACAGCAACAGUGGCAGCUUCCUAGGCGCUGCAGAAAAGGGAAUGUUUGCCUUUGAUGAUCUACCGGGAACUCCAGAGCUGAUCCAACGCAAACCACGACAUCUUAUCCACGAGAUUGAAGUUGUUUCUUCACCGUCUACUGAUUCUUCAAUGGCCAGCUCGUUGAAUAGUAAUGGUGGUGUUCCAGCGUAUAUACCAAACUCCGUCGAUGAGAGAGACUUUAAUAUCCACCAGGUUACUAAUAAUGGGAGGGACAGAGAGUUUUUUAAGAGGAUGCAGAGUGCUGGGUAUAAGAUAAGAAGGGUUAGAGAGGAUGGGGCGUGUUUGUUUAGAGCUGUUUCGGAUCAACUAUUCGCGACUGAAGAAAGGCACUUGGAAGUCAGGAAGGCUUGUAUGGACUACCUGGAGGCACACGAAGAUACAUACUGUGCUUUCCUUACGGACUCUGAGAGUUACGCCGACUACAUACGACGUAAACGAGGACCAAACUGUUUUGUUCCAUAUUCAAUCAGCCCGUUUGUUGCUAUACCUGCCGACGCAACGAGAAUACGACUUUCAUACCAUAGAGGAAUCCACUAUAAUAGCGUAGUGGAGAACGAUGGAACUGCUUCAAUACCGUCACUGAAUCCUGGAUCACUACUUACUAGUAAUAUGAAUGACGACGAGUUUAUGAGAAUGCAGCAGGCAAUGCUUGAAUCCAUCACCAAGGAGACAGCAGAGAAAUCAAACACGGACAAUACGACUGAGGAGCAUUUUAUGUUAUUAUAG